AUUUUUUCCAAAAAAACAUGCUUUUGAAUAUCCAAUUUUAUUUAUUGGUGUCGAUUUGGAAUUGCUUGAGAAAAAUGGCCGAGGAGGAUUUAUACUAGGAUACAAUAACCGAAUGGCAAUUUUUAAUAUAAAUGAUAAUGACUAUCUUGGUCAUGUUAAUGAACAUGAUCUUACCAAAGACACAUCACAAAAAAAAAGAUCAAUAAAAGAAAAGCUAUUCUGGCAUAUCAAAAAACAUAAUAUACCAACAGAAAACCUAUGUCGAGUUGAGUUAGUUACAAUGCCAAGAUUUUGUGGUUAUGCAUUUAAUCCUGUUAGCUUUUAUUAUUGCUACGAUAUUAAUAAUUCUUUGAAAGUCAUUGUGUUGGAA
Racocetra persica is the source of this 370-nucleotide messenger RNA. NCBI's taxonomy places the organism in Eukaryota, Fungi, Glomeromycota, Glomeromycetes, Diversisporales, Gigasporaceae. The record is from the annotation of a GenBank genome assembly.